Molecule: messenger RNA, 670 nt
Organism: Cyprinus carpio (common carp)
Lineage: Eukaryota; Metazoa; Chordata; Actinopteri; Cypriniformes; Cyprinidae
Product: dynein axonemal heavy chain 11-like
Exons: 2
Coding region: 323-670 (115 amino acids)
Biological process (GO): microtubule-based movement
Cellular component (GO): dynein complex
Molecular function (GO): dynein light intermediate chain binding; dynein intermediate chain binding; minus-end-directed microtubule motor activity
Source: RefSeq, a predicted model, not a curated record
CAGGGCUGGAACAGGAAGUACCCUUUUAACACAAGAGAUCUCACCAUAUCAGUGAAUGUGCUUUAAAUAGUAUUGAAUUAUAUUAUCUGCUAUUUAUUGGCCAGAACAUAAAAAUAAUGAUCAAUUUAUUGGAAUUGAUAUUUGAUUUUCACUCUUGGGUGAUUCCCAUGUAUUUUGGCUCCUGAUAAAUAUUUAAUCAAAUAAACACACAGACUAAAUUUUCUCACUGUCAUUACAGUUUGAGAGGAAGUUGUCUCUGGCCCCAGGAUUUGUUGUGCCUUCUAACCUGGAUUACCAAGGUUAUCAUGCAUACAUAGAUGAGAUGCUACCUCAUGAAAGCCCAGUGCAUUAUGGGCUGCAGCCAAACGCUGAGAUUGAGUUUCUUAGAGUGACGUCAGACAGCCUCUUCCACACUCUUUUAGAGCUGAAGUCCAGGGACUCCAGCAUGGGCGAAGGAGCCUCACAGCCCACUGAAGAGAAGGUGAAGACGAUCUUUGAUGACAUCCUGGAAAAACUACCAGAAGAGUACAACAUGUCUGACAUAAUGUCCAAAACAGCUAAACGCACGCUGGUGUGUUUCCAGGAGUGUGAGCGUAUAAACAUUCUCCUUAAUGAAAUGAGACGGUCACUCAAAGAGCUGGACCUGGGGCUAAAGGUGCGCUAUUAUUAA